CAAGUGUCAGCUGAAUAUGUCAGAUUGUCUAGGUUCUAGGAGUCCAGGAGCUUAAACUGAAAUUGCAUUUUAAUAAAGAAAAUGAGAGCUGCGUAACAAAUUUGUGAUCCGUUUAUCCGUUAAUCAUCAAUACGACUCACGCAAACCCCUUAAGUUUUCUUUAAGAAGCAGACGAACUCUAAUUUCUCACGAAGGGGCCUUUCAUUUUGCCAGUAGUUGCCUUGUUAUUGAGUUGACUCAUCAAGUUGUGGAAGUUGAUAACCCCAAUUAUUGGAUUUUGCUUCGCAUCUGUUGUCAUUUCUUUCAGAAAUGGACGGCCAUGAGAUCACAUCAGUUUUAGAAAAGACUUUUUAUAGCCGUGCGGCUGAGUUUUCACAAAUGGUCAACAUAAUCAGAGCUGAAAACACCUCACACUGCAAUUACUACAGACCCAAAAAUUCUUCAAUGUUGGUUAUAAUUCCUGGAGGAUAUGAAGGAAUUCCACAAAAUUUGUGUAUCAAUUUCGUUGCUUGGAUUUGCCUCAUAAUCCUCUUUUCAGUUCUAAGGAAGAAUGCUUGGAAUUAUGGCAGAAUGGCAUUACUUCAAAGAAGAGAAAGGAGAGAAACUACCCCGGGAUUCAGUGAAUAUAACAUAUGGACGCAAAUUUUCUAUCGAAGAGAAGACCGAGAUGGAGAUUCCGAAAACCACAAGGCUGCACCCUCCUUUGAUCCAGGUUCCCAUUACGAUCACGGAAUGUUUUCUUGGAUAUUAGCGGUUUUUAGAAUAAAGGAUGAUCAGAUUCGUUCAAAAUGCGGGGACGACGCUGUUCAGUACCUCUCAUUCCAGCGACACAUUAUCGUACUGAUGUUGAUUACCAUGGUUGUAAGUUUGGGUAUCGCAUUGCCCAUCAAUAUGCAAGGUGACCUUAAAGGCGACGAAAAGCAAUUCGGCCAUACUACACUCAGCAACUUGGACCCAAAGUCGUGGUAUCUGUGGAUUCACGUUGGUCUUUCGAUACUGUUUGUUCCUAUUGCCAUUUUUAUCAUGCGGCAUUUUUCAAAGCGACUUGACAUCCCUGAAGUUGAUUCCACAGUAUCGAGGACUUUAAUGAUCAACCACAUCCCACGGUCGCGCUGCAACAAAGCCGAUCUUUUAAAGCACUUCAAUGAAGCGUACCCCGAAUAUGAAGUAAUAGACAUACAGUUUGCUUACAAUUUGUCAAAACUAAUCAAACUAGAUAGAGCAAGACAAUUUGCACUACACGCCAGGAAUUAUAGUGUCAGUGAAGCCAUGAGCGGUAAUCGCAUGUUAGUCCGUCCAUUCUUCUGUGGUAAUAUCUGCGUCUGUUGCGAUCCUUGUUGCCCGAAAUCGAAAAUUGACGCAGCCGAAUAUUACACGAGCGAAGAAAGGCAACUAGCGUCACUUGUUGAUCAAGAAAAACUGAAGGCUAUCAAACGACCAGUUGGAAUAGCUUUUAUAACCUUCGCCUCAAACAUUCAAGCGGCGAGGGUAAGACAAGAUCAUAGGCCAAAUUGGCGAUGUGGAUCAAACCCAGGAAGCUCGAGCCUUAGUGUUAUCUUUAAGCCUCACCGUUGGUCCGUUGAUUUUGCGCCACGUCCAGAUGAGAUCAAUUGGGGAAACUUGGCAAUCCCAUCGCGAUUUUGGUACUUGAGGUCGUUUCUGAUUAACAGUUUUUUGUUCAUCGUGCUGUUUUUCCUGACCACUCCGGCUGUCGUUGUUAAUACGCUGGACAUCUUUCAGUUUUCUAACAUUACUAGCAAAAUUGAAAAAAUGAGUCCAAUUUUGUCUCAAUUCUUACCAACUCUCCUCUUGUGGACGACGUCAGCUCUGAUGCCGGUCAUGGUCGCCUAUUCCGACGAAUGGAUGAGUCAUUGGACGAAAUCUACAGCUAACCACACCAUUAUGAGGAAGACCUACAUCUUUCUGAUGUUCAUGGUGGUUAUCUUACCAUCAUUAGGACUGACUAGCGCGCAAGCUUUCUUUGAGUGGGCAACCAGAUCAAAUGAAACCUACCGUUGGGAGUGCGUAUUCUUACCUGACAAUGGUGCCUUUUUCGUGAACUAUGUCAUCACAUCAAGUUUCAUUGGAACGGCGUUGGAGCUCAUGCGAUUUUCCGAGUUGUUUAUGUAUGCCUGCAAACUGUCCUGUGCCAAGUCGAGAGCUGAAGUUCCUGGUGUACGCCGCAAUUUACUGUGGGAAUUCAAUUUCGGAGUUCAGUAUGCUUGGACAUUGCUAAACUUUUCAUUGAUUACGAUGUACAGUGUCUCUUGUCCUUUAAUAACACCAUUCGGCUUUGUCUAUGUCCUUCUGAAACAUUUUGUGGAUCGCUACAACAUAUUUUUUGCCUACGCCCCUUCGAGGAUCAACAAGAACAUCCAUACAACGGCCAUCAAUUUCGUCAUGAUUGCGUUUCUAAUCUUGCAGAUGACAAUUUUCUUCUUUUCGCUGCUGCGUUACGGUCUGUUUGGCGUGACAAUAUUUGCCCUCGUUGGGUUCUGCGCCACUUUGUUCCUGGUGUUCGUUCAAGCCUCGUUUCGCUGGUUCCGCGGGCUGGCGCCCAUUUCAUACCGGGUGAGCCAACGUCGUCGUGAUACGGACGAAACGGAUUUGCACGAACCCAAUCUUCCACCGACUGCCGAAGACUUAUUGCUUGCUGAAUCGAACGAAACCUACCAUGCUGGUAAAUUCUCCGAGCCGAGGGGCAGCACCAACAGCCCUGGCCGUCAACGCGUUGACUCUUUUUCUACAGUAAACAAUCAAGGACAACAUAAUAAUAUCUUCCUACCUGAAGUGUUGACCGAGUCGCAAUGCAAUGGUCCCGCUCACUUGAUGGAGACCAUAGCAACUACUUCUGCCUUGGAUUCAGGACGAUCGAACAAGAUUGCUGUCAGUGGAGAUACUGCUACGGUACAACAACCCAUUCCGUGCCGUGACAGAGCGGUUCCUGCCGAACAGGUUUAUUCUUACCAGAAAUACAACAAUGAUCAAGAAAAUAUUUAAGAAUUCUACCUAAAAUGGGCCUUACUACAAUCCUAAUUCAUGUUGUUUAUACCGCCUGCCUUUUUUUUUGCUUUAUUUAACGGAUCUUACCCUAAUCCCAUCUAUUCUUGGUGUUUCUAUGAACUCUAAGUCAUCAUACUGUAUAUGUGAUCGAUCUGACUAAUAGCGGAUAGACCCAUCUCUCACUUAUCCAAAAUUACGGUAUUUGUUCUACCAAGAGCCAAUGCUCAAUCAUGUUCUUCUUAUUGGGCAAUCCUUAUUCAAUUCCCACUGUUUCGUCUGUGUAUGCGCCAGUGCUCUCUAGACUCUAUUAUCCACAAAUUCAGAUCAUCUUUUCAUCUGCUUUUCCAUUGUCUUUUCUCGCUGUGGCAGUUUCACUGAAAAGUGGUGGAAAUCUAAAUCGAUAUUUGCUGGCUGGGUAUAUGUUGGAUCCUUAAACUGGUGGAAUGCUUUAAGCUAUAACCUGAAACGAAUCGUCUUAUUAUCGAAAUUUUAAUACUGUAUUACUUUUAAAUGUGCCCAAACUAUAAACAUUAAACCUUAACUUUCAGUCAAA
Molecule: messenger RNA, 3556 nt
Organism: Daphnia pulicaria
Lineage: Eukaryota; Metazoa; Arthropoda; Branchiopoda; Diplostraca; Daphniidae
Product: calcium permeable stress-gated cation channel 1-like
Exons: 16
Coding region: 310-3000 (896 amino acids)
Cellular component (GO): plasma membrane
Molecular function (GO): calcium-activated cation channel activity
Source: RefSeq, a predicted model, not a curated record